AUGCUUGUUCUUUUUCAGAUGACAGACAUCUUCUUCUUCCCCUUCCUCUUUGCUGUGUGGAUGGUGGCCUUUGGAGUGGCCAGGCAAGGCAUCCUGAGGAAGAACGAGCACUGCUGGGAGUGGAUCUUCCGAUCGGUCAUCUACGAGCCCUACCUGGCCAUGUUUGGCCAGUACCCUGAUGAUGUGGAUGGUACCACCUACAACUUUCACCGCUGCACCUUUUCUGGGAACGAGUCCAAGCCCCUGUGUGUGGAGCUGGAUGCCAACAACCAGCCCCGCUUUCCCGAGUGGAUCACCAUUCCCCUUGUCUGCAUUUCCAUGCUCUCAACCAACAUCCUCCUCGUGAACCUGCUCGUGGCCAUGUUUGGUUACACGGUUGGAUCAGUGCAAGAGAACAACGACCAGGUGUGGAAGUUCCAGCGUUACUUCCUGGUGCAGGAAUACUGCAGUCACCCGACCAUCCCCUUCCCUUUCGUCAUCUUUGCCUACGUGCUGAGGAAGUGUUUCAAGUGCUGCUGUCAGAAGGAAAGCAAAGAGCCAUCCAUUUGUUGUGGGAUGCAGGCGGUUUUGAGGCUAUCGGCACCAGAGGGCAGACGAGCAAGGUGGGAUGCAAGCAUUGCUUUGGACUAUCGGCACCGGAGUGCAGACGAGCAAGGGAUCGCCGCCAAGUACCUGAGGGGACGGUACCAAGAGCUGCAGCUCAUCAUUGACGCCCUUCAAGUCCAUGAGAGCUGA
Messenger RNA from Myiozetetes cayanensis, 735 nucleotides. Its product is annotated as transient receptor potential cation channel subfamily M member 8-like. Gene Ontology annotation, biological process: calcium ion transmembrane transport. The record is from RefSeq and is a predicted model, not a curated record. Gene Ontology annotation, molecular function: ligand-gated calcium channel activity. The coding region runs from base 1 to 735 and encodes 244 amino acids. Lineage: Eukaryota; Metazoa; Chordata; Aves; Passeriformes; Tyrannidae. The transcript has 7 exons.